Molecule: messenger RNA, 1160 nt
Organism: Bombyx mori (domestic silkworm)
Lineage: Eukaryota; Metazoa; Arthropoda; Insecta; Lepidoptera; Bombycidae
Exons: 8
Coding region: 420-1094 (224 amino acids)
Source: RefSeq, a predicted model, not a curated record
GUUGCCACGCGAUCUCGCUCGCACGCGUCAGUAGGUAAUGUGCGGGAGAGGGAUGGGACAGGAUUUGCAAAACCAAAUUAAAUGUUGCUAUCUUCCGAAACCAAAGACUAACAGUUGUAAACCAGCGCAACCACUCUGCAAUAAGGAUGAUAAUUUAUGUGUACUUCAUUGUUUCAGUAAUAUUUUCCCAAAUUAACACCAGUGUACCGAUUUCGUAAUUAUCACGUCUCAUAGCAUUGGGUUUUCACUUUGAAAUUUCAUAAUAUCCGCGUUUUAAUCAGAUAAUCUUGAUCGAGAUUGUUUUAAUGUACGUCGACUAAUAGAGAAUACGUUAUCAGUUUAAGCAAAGAAAACAGUAUAAAUACCGAAUGAUAAUUUAAUAAAUCAUACAGAUUUAUUUGGUGAGAAAAAAAUCGACAAUGAAGGCCUUCGCAUUUGUUCUUGUUACUCUCGCUGCCAGCGUCGUUGCUGUGCCCUCAAAAGUUGACCUUGACAGAGAAAGCCAGAAUUUGAUCGAAAAACUGAUCGUGAACACCAUCAACCGCAUCACUUCUGGUAUCCAAGAACGUGGACUUGACCCAAUCUACGUCGAAAAAGCCGAAGGCGAUUACACUUUCCCAAUUUCUGACAUCUUCAGCGCAUCUGGCACAGUAGCCGAAUUGGCUCUCGAGGGCAUCAGCAACGUUGUCGUCAAUGACGUCACUUUCAACCUUUUGAGACCAACUACAUUCAGCAUCGACCUUGCCCUCCCCAAACUCAGCGCCUCUGCUGUCGCCGUCAACGGUCAGGCCACCAUCUUUGGCAGGGAAUUGGCUGUAGCCAGUAGUGGAAGCCUUGUCGUCGAAGAUAUUCGUCUGGUCUCCACUGUCAGCUUACGAUUGCUACCUAGCAUCAACGUUAGGGAGCUCAGUGCCGUUCUUACUGUUGGCAAUGUUGAGUCCGCUCUCAAAGUUGUUCUCUUCGGCAACGACGUAUCCGAAAAGCUGAAUGACGCUUUGAACAACAGACUUCCCGAACUCCUCGAAACUUACAACGAGCAGAUCAGGGAGAUCGUUGAGCGUAUUAUCCUCUUCAUCAUCAACAAUAUUUUGUAAACAGCCGCCUUAAUGUGUAUCGUCUAAAUUUGCUGAGUUUAUGUGAUUAAACGAUUAUUUAUUGAA